GCUAAAUUCAUUGUGAAAUCUUCCUUGGUUCAACAAUUUUAAGACCGUUCAAGUGGAGUUUCGAAUUGGAAUUGAGUUCGAGUACCGAUUCAAUUUUACUACAUUCCGUGCAGGUCCAGAUUCGAUCGGUGGAUGUUGGGUCCGCGUGUCCCCGGGGCGGGUAGUUGGCACUCGGAUCGGACCAAUGGGUUCCACACACCUACGCGUUAUCUCAAAAACUUCUAUCACCGGGCUCGAUAACGGGCUCCCAACUCCCACUGUCUCUUUGUAUUGAUGGUUGGUCUUCAAAGUACCUGAUCAUGGCUGCUCCUUUGAAUCCAGUCACCAGCUUUAGCUCUGCGAAUGUGUCAAGAUCUUGCUUUCGAACUUCAGUGCUGAAGGCUACACAUUUUGGAUCCCCCUUAGGGAUAUGUGGAUCAAGGAGACUUAUAAAGGAGAAAAAAUGGGGUUUGUGUCUUUCAGUGGCUGAUAGCGAUCAGGUUGCAACAAACACCAAUAAAAGCUCUGGAAAGGCUGAAAAUUCACUUUCAGAUGACGAGUUCUCAGUUGCAAGUUCUCCAUCCUUGAAGAUUGUGGAUGAGUCACAGCCCCGAACUCCUGGAGUGUCAACUGGAUCAAGAGUUUCUUCCCAGCAGGACCCCUUAUCAUCUCCUGAUUCUAAACCUAAAAUGACAAGAUCAAUUUUGACGGCGAGAGAGAAACUAAGGGCAGCCCGAGUUCUCAGUCGUUACACAGAAACAAAGCCAUCAAAAUCAGAACUUGGCAACAAAUCCUUGGAGGCUCUGAUAAAGAGUGAUGGAGGGAAAGAUCAAUCUGGCCUUCCUGAAGCACCUACAAAUUUGUUUGAUGACAGCAAGCGGGGGUUGCCAAAGCAGGGUUUGACUUUUGAGUUUCCCGGGGGUGCUGACUUGUUUGGUAUCAUCUUUUCAGUUGUUUUUAUCAGCACAGUGAUGUUUGCAACAACUUAUAUAGUGUGGAAAGCUGGUGCCAUCCAUUUUAAUGAGUGAUGAGGUUCUCUAAUUUUUUAUUGCUACCUUCUUGAUAUAUAAAUGGAAAUCCUCUAGCCAUAUUGAUUUCAUGUAUUUAGGUGCUCAUCUUUAUCAUGGCUUGUAAUUUAACUCUUUUCAGGUCAGAUGUAUACUUGUAUGUACAAAGAUUUCCUUGGAUAACAAUUGCAUCUUAGUUUUGUUCA
This is a messenger RNA of Malania oleifera, 1192 nucleotides long. RefSeq lists its product as uncharacterized. Lineage: Eukaryota; Viridiplantae; Streptophyta; Magnoliopsida; Santalales; Ximeniaceae. Bases 300 to 1007 code for a protein of 235 amino acids. Gene Ontology annotation, cellular component: chloroplast thylakoid membrane. The transcript has 2 exons. The record is from RefSeq and is a predicted model, not a curated record.